This is a messenger RNA of Pyricularia grisea, 255 nucleotides long. RefSeq lists its product as uncharacterized. The transcript has 2 exons. The coding region runs from base 1 to 255 and encodes 84 amino acids. The record is from RefSeq and is a predicted model, not a curated record. Lineage: Eukaryota; Fungi; Ascomycota; Sordariomycetes; Magnaporthales; Pyriculariaceae.
AUGCACUAUUCCAAGUUCCUUAGCAUUGUGGCAUUUGGCAUUUAUACAAAUGCUUUACCCAUCAGCCCCUGCAGUUGCACCUCUCCUCAUGUCGACGGCAGCAAGAGCAGUAGCGACUUCAAUAUAGCCGCUGGAGCCGCUGCUGCAAAGGCAAACGAUGCUGCGAAAAUUCUUCCUCGUCAUUGCGGACUGUGCGGGCUUCAAGGGUGUUCGCCUAGUGGUAGCAAUGGCAGCAAGGGUAGCAAGGGUAAGUAA